Molecule: messenger RNA, 966 nt
Organism: Pelmatolapia mariae (spotted tilapia)
Lineage: Eukaryota; Metazoa; Chordata; Actinopteri; Cichliformes; Cichlidae
Exons: 5
Coding region: 1-966 (321 amino acids)
Biological process (GO): response to bacterium
Source: RefSeq, a predicted model, not a curated record
AUGUUACAGUCUAUGGAAUAUGGAAAGAAGAAAGGUGAGCUCUGGGCCAGAGAGCCAUAUUCUCUGGUUCCAGUGAAAACAGUUUAUGUUGGUGAAACAGCAACUAUAAUAUGUGAUUUACCAAAUGAAGAGCUCAGCAGCAGAAAGGUUCAGUGGUACAAGCAGAGAGUCGGGGAUACUCUUAAAUUAAUAGUGUCAUUUUAUGGAACUACAAAACCUUCUUCAGAGUUUCCUGAAUCAAGAUUUUCUGCACAUAAUAGUAAAGAUUUUAGCAACCUGACCAUUUGGAAUGUAGUCCAAGAGGAUGAGGGAAUGUAUCACUGUGGAAUAGACACCUGGAUUAAAUUUGAAUGGAGUGGGACAUAUUUGUUAGUAAAAGGAAACACUGAAAGGACAUCAAACUAUAUUGUUUUACAGCAGCCAACAGAAUCAGAUCCACUCCGUCCAGGAGACACAGCAACUCUUCACUGUUCAGUUCUGAAAAUUUCUGAGAAAAACACAUGUUCAGGAGAUCAUAAUGUUUUGUGGUUCAGAGAUGGAUCUAAUAAAUCUCUUCCAAACAUCAUCUACACUGAUGGAAAUAAAACUGAUCAAUGUGAGAAAAGAACUGACGUUCAGGAUGGAUGUGUUUAUCGCUUCUCCAAGAAGGUCAACUCCACUGAUGCUGGGACUUACUACUGUGCUGUGGCCACAUGUGGGGAGAUAUUAUUUGGAAAUGGAACUACAUUGCAUAUUCAAGAAAGCAGUGCGUCAUCACAGACAGCCAGUACAGUUGUUUUUGUGCUUUGUGCUGUCAUGUGUAUAAAUCUCAUUGUUACUGCUGCCCUCAUUUACAUUAAGGACACACAGAUGUUUUCUGCUGUUGUCUUUGCCGUGAUGAAAGCUGAUAUUUGCAACAAAAAGGAUGCAAAGGCAGCAGAGAAGCAGCAGAUCUACACAGCUGUGAAAGCUUUUGGGCUGGAUUAG